AUGAAUGGUGGUUUAAGCGAUAACGGACUGUUCAAGAACCAUUCCCGUUUAACGCCUUAUGGACUGUCCACAUAUUUACAAUUGGUGACAGAGGUUGUUGCAGAAUUGGGUAGGUUAUUUUCUGACAGGGAAAUUAAGUUUUCCUUGGGGGAAGAAGAGGAGAUAGGGAUCACGGGGUGUGUUUCAUUGUUCGGAAAAACCCGUAGUUGGAGAUUGGGAGAUAUUGGAUUAGAUGUCAGCUGUGGACCUUUGGAUGUCAGCUGUGGACCUUUGGAUGUCAGCUGUGGACCUUUGGAUGGAAGACGAUUCGACAAAUUCCCUGAACGUCUUCAAGGCGUCUCGAUACAAUUCAAAAAGGUGAUUCGAUACAAUUCAAAGAGGAGAUUCGAUACAAUUCAAAGGGGUGAUUCGAUACAAUUCAAAGAGUUAUUUUCUGACAGGGAAAUUAAGUUUUCCUUGGGGGAAGAAGAGGAGAUAGGGAUCACGGGGUGUGUUUCAUUGUUCGGAAAAACCCGUAGUUGGAGAUUGGGAGAUAUUGGAUUAGAUGUCAGCUGUGGACCUUUGGAUGUCAGCUGUGGACCUUUGAGAAAUGAAGAAUUGGAUAAUUAUAUUAUGUUAUAUUUUUCUACAUAUUUUAUGUUAGAUUGUUGUGGUUUUAUUGGAAAUAAAGAUAAUUAUGUUAAAUAUGGAUCGUCGUUAAUGGUCAAUGAAAACUCUGGUACAAACGAUCUAUCUAAGUCUCCACAAAUUUUAGUCAUCAAUCUUUUGAAACAAAACAGUAGCAGUAAUCGUAAUUAUACCAAACAGGUAAACCGAGAUGUUCAUUAUAAUGUUUCUGUGGAUAAGACAGGGAGUAACCUUGCCUAUGAUAACAGCGCUUAUACAGUAAUUGAGCCAAGAUUAUUACCCGCGGAAAAUUUUAUGAUUAAUAAAACCCUCGUUAAUAAUAAGCUAAAACAUAAUAGCAAUAACAUGACAAAUGUUUACGGGAUAAUUGGUGUAUCAGUUCGAUUGCAAUGUCCUAUCUUAGUAAAUGGUCCUUAUACUAUAAAAUCAUCAGGAAAAAAUUGGAAUUACACUCUAAACAGCGAAUUAAUCCAAUACGUCAGAUUCGUCAAAUUAAUUGAUGGUAAAAUGGACAAUGUAUUUACUUAUGUACCAGUAGGGCUAGUAAGGGAAGCAAUUAACCAAAAUAAAGAUCCCAUUUUAGAUAUUUUGAAGAAGGCAAAAUCAGAUAAAAUGUCAGGAGUAUUGGCAACUAGGGCUCAUUUUGUUUCUGAUCCAAAUUCUAAUGAAUUAUAUUCCAAUAAAAUAAUUUUUGAUCACACAAGUCUUCAAAGGAAUGUGCCGUAUCUCGAAAUAACUAAUAUAACACUAACCGAUGCUGGAAAUUAUAUAUGCAUACCCAAGUUGAGACAAAGAUUGACCAAUAAAGAACAUAGAAUACAUUUGGAAAUACUAGUUCCACCAAGCAAACCACGCAUAAACUACUCGAACGAAAUACUUUACGAGAACGAAUAUGUCCAUAUUAAUUGUAGUUGCGAAAGGGCUAAACCUUCAGCCCAUUUGCAUUGGAGGGAAUCCGGAAAUUUGUUGAAGUCAACAGCAAGAUCCGGAAAUAUAAUAAAUCCCGAUAAUACGAGUUCUUCUUGGAGUGUAUUAAAAUUGAAAGUUAGUAGAGAUAAUCUAGCAUCAAUCUUUACAUGCGAAGCAGAAAAUGGCGUUGUCUAUCGUAGCAAUGAUAUGAGCAUCAUAAGCUUCAAAUUGAACAUUUUUACCAGACCUUUAAAGCCAACUAUAGAACCAAUCGAAAAACUUCUGAUGGCUGGUGACACAGUCGAAAUCAUCUGUAAAGUAAAAGGGGCCAACCCAAUGCCUAAAAUAUUUUGGAAACUUGGAAAAGGAAAAUCUUUUACUAUAUUAAACGGAACAUAUCACACUACGAUAGAUAGUACCGGUGUUUACGAUGUCAUGAAUAUCUUACGUUUGACAAUGGAAUCUAAGUAUAAUCAAGCUAAAUUACAAUGUUUAACGAUCAAUGAAGUUAUGAGGAAAUAUAAUGAACCACGUCUAAUUAGCCAUAUCACCUUAUCGAUAUCAUAUCCACCUCAAGAAGUUCACUUGAGUAAAGACGAGAUAAUUCUUUUAACCCAGAAAGGUCCUAAUGGCAAUACCAGCAUAUUAGCUAAAAUUACUGAACAGGUGAUAUGCGACUCCGACAGUAAUCCUAAAUCCGCGAUAAGGUGGUUUAUAAAUAACUACAACAAUACCCUGACUCAAAGGAAUAUUUUGACUACAAACGUUAGCGCUUUACUGAAAAUAUAUGGGACGGAUAAUUUUUUUAGAAAUUCUGAGCCCUUUAUCAAUGUAACUUGUGAAAUCAGCAACCGUUAUGGGAGAGUCAGCAAAGACCUCAUUGUUAAAAUAUGGCAUAAACCCAUAUGUUUGACAAACAACUCAUUAUACCUGUCUAAAGUAAAUUCAACCCUGGAGGUUAGAUGCGACAUGCUGAGUCGACCUGGAAUCCUCAACUACCAUCUGUAUUAUCUGAACGAUGAUUAUGUUAGAACGGUAGCAGAAAAUUUUACCAAACUGAAAAUAAAUUCGUUCCCUUUAACGUAUGGGCAAAGAUUAGUAAAUUUAAGGUCUCCCCAAAAUUUGUUUCACUUAUAUCUCGACAAACCUACCAAGUAUGGGACAUACAUAUGUAGGGCGCAAAACAGUUUAGGAAUCAGCGAUGAGAAUUGCUAUAUAAACAUUUUACCAUCAGAUCCUCCUCUACCCAUUUCAAAUUGUACCUCGAGUAAAAUAAACUCAAGUGUUUUGAUAUCUUGCGAUAAUCCUAAUACAAAUUAUGGGUUUCCUGUUCAAAGAUACAUGUUACAAGCUAAGAGAGGAAAUUCAAAAAUUUACAAAAAUAUAUCUGAAUCAAACGUACCUUGGUUUAAUGUCAGUCAUCCCCUGAUAGAUGAAAACACGCUUUAUAACUUUAAGGUUAUAUCAUACAACCAAUAUGGCUCCCAAGACAAUAAUAUCAGUCCUACUCUCACUAUCAGAACACAAGAAAUGACCUCAAGUUGGGGCAGGGAAGAAUUUAAACUUCCUUUAAUGACCAUUACCUGGAUAGUCAUUGUAUCUGUAGUACUGGUUAUGGCUAUAAUUAUAUCUGCCGUGGUUACGUUUACUUUGGUCAAAUACAAAAAGAAAAAAAAUACCCAAAUUCCAGGAAGCCCUUAUUUAAAUCACACCUUUGUGGAUUCAAAGAAUGAUUUAGUUAUUCGGAAAACUAAUUUAGACAACUUUGAAAAAAUGCCUUAUCCGGAAAAUGGACAUCUUAUCGGAAAGUCCAUCAGACCUAACAAUUACACUGUAUGUAUUACCUCGCUCAACGAUGCCCCUUUGCUAUGUUCCAACUUUCUACCAUAUUCCAAGAUGAGUUCAACAUUACAAUCCGGUGAAGAUAAUAAUCUAAUAUAUGCCGACGUUGAUAUCAUAAACAAAUACUCGCGCGUUAACGAUCAGCAAAAUAUCGCAAGUAGUUAUCCGCAUAUGAAGCAAUUCAGUCCAAAAUAUCCUGCCCCAACUGUUCCUCAAUAUAGUACUCCGAAAGAUAAAAGAUCUCCCAACGAACAAAGAAAUAUAGAUGUUAUGAAGAAUCUACCUGCAGGGAUAGAAAAUGGCUUGCCUAACAAUUAUAUUAAUAAUAAUCUUGAAAAUAGUAAUGAUGAUAAUAAUGAUAAUGAUGAUAGUAAUGAUAAUGAUGAUAAUAAUAAUAAUGAUGUAAAUAAUAAAAGUAAUUAUGAUAAUGGCAAAACUACGAAUAAUCUACUAACUGCCGUUUCCACAUCCCUCAAACAACAUUAUGUCAUUAAAGAUAAUUCCUUAAAAAAUUCCUUCUAUUUUCCUAAGCUAAAAAUUCCGAGGGUUUCUUAUAAGGCAAGCGAUUGCAUAAACGCUAAAAGAGAAAUUAGAAAAGACACUUUAUUUUUAAAUCAAGACCCUAAAAUCUCAUUAUCGAAUCAAAUAAAGGACAUAAUCAAUGUUAGAACGAAAGAGUCUUCCGUCGCUGCCAUAAUUAAAGCGGCUAACGAGAAGGCUAAAGCCGAUAUGCUACCCAACAAGGUCAAAUAUGAUAAUAAUUUAAGCUUAACUAAUGAAAUAAGAAAAAUAAGUAAUAAUCUCGUAAAAUUAAAUAAUUAUAAAAACGGUGAAGUAAUGCGUAAAAUUGAUAAAGAAACAUUGACACGCAAUCAAGAAACAUCCUCUUAUCAAAAUUCGGAAGCCUCUGAGAAGAUGGACAUAGACGCUAUCAUAUGA
Messenger RNA from Gordionus sp. m RMFG-2023, 4317 nucleotides. RefSeq lists its product as uncharacterized. Gene Ontology annotation, molecular function: protein binding. The coding region runs from base 1 to 4317 and encodes 1438 amino acids. Lineage: Eukaryota; Metazoa; Nematomorpha; Gordioida; Chordodea; Parachordodidae. The transcript has 19 exons. The record is from RefSeq and is a predicted model, not a curated record.